UUGUCACUCCACACAACAUGUGAAUUUUUACACGGCUUCGUUGAAUUCACGCGAAUAUGUAAUCUUGCCGCAUAAACUAUAAACCCACUGGAACAAUUUCAAGCCGUAUUCUUCUUCUUCUUCACUGAAAAAUAAAAUCAAAAGAAUGGCGGCGUUUGAGGAAUUGCCGGAAGAAUGUGUUGCCGCGAUACUCUCUCGUACCACUCCUUUUGACGCCGUCAGGCUCUCUCUCGUCUCCAAAACUUUCCGUUCUGCCGCCAAUUCCGACGAAGUAUGGAAUCAAUUUCUCCCUUCCGAUUCCCAAUUCAUCGACACUGUCAUCUCCCAAUUUCCUUCCCUUGCCAAUGCUUCCACCAAAAAGGAUCUCUAUCUCGCUCUAUCUGAUUGCCGUAUCAUCACUGAAGAUCGUCGAAAGAGUUUUCAAUUGGAUAGAAAGAGUGGAAAAAAUUGUUACAUGAUUGAUUCAAGGUCUCUCACCUUUGAUGAUGGUUAUUUUUUGCCUCAAUGGAAACGGAUUUCGAUUCCUAUGCACGAGUCCAGGUUUCCUGAAGUUGCCGAGCUUGACGAUGUUUGUGGGAUUGACAUUUGUGGUAUGAUAAACACCAUUGCCUUGUCCCCAAAUACUCAGUAUGUAGCGUAUCUUGUGUUCAAGAUGGCUGAUGUCUUUGGACUUAAUAGAAUUCCUGUGGAAUUCACAGUUCGUGUGGAAAAUCCUCAUUAUCAUAAUGCUACAAUUGUCUGUUUGUAUCCAAAUGUAGAAAGUAGGGGGCACAAGAACAGUGAAGUAGGAUUGCAACUAGUAGAAGUAUUGUCUAGAGCGAGAAGUGAUGGGUGGUUUGAGAUUGAGAUUGGGGAGUUCUUCAAUUUAGGCAUAGAAUAUGAAGAAAUCCAAAUGAAUGUUAAUGUCGAGAUAAAGGAUGGUUUUCUGAACACAUGUCUUUUAGUUGAAGGAAUAGAAGCUAGGCCUAAGUAAGAUUAUUAUGCAAGGAGUCCUCUUGCGUCUUGGAUGGGAGAAUAUCGUUCCAACUUCUCAACAUACUAUAUAUUAUUGUUCCAAACUGUUUCUUCGGAAAGUAUAUGCACAGGUUUUAUCGCUUAUCGUGGUUCUGUACAUUGAGAUAUACAUGUUAUGGAGGAUAUUAACCUCCUAUAUAAUAUAUUGUGAAAUUGUGAUAAAAUGUGAAAUGGCUAUUAAUUGAUUUGGGACCCUCAACUAUGAGAGUCAGGUAUUUGAAAUUA
Medicago truncatula (barrel medic) is the source of this 1239-nucleotide messenger RNA. Its product is annotated as putative F-box protein PP2-B12. The transcript has 3 exons. Lineage: Eukaryota; Viridiplantae; Streptophyta; Magnoliopsida; Fabales; Fabaceae. The record is from RefSeq and is a predicted model, not a curated record. The coding region runs from base 146 to 973 and encodes 275 amino acids. Gene Ontology annotation, molecular function: protein binding.